Pezoporus occidentalis (night parrot) is the source of this 5405-nucleotide messenger RNA. RefSeq names its product DnaJ heat shock protein family (Hsp40) member C16 (gene DNAJC16). NCBI's taxonomy places the organism in Eukaryota, Metazoa, Chordata, Aves, Psittaciformes, Psittacidae. The coding region runs from base 42 to 2369 and encodes 775 amino acids. The transcript is spliced from 14 exons. The record is from RefSeq and is a predicted model, not a curated record.
GCCCGGUGUCCGCGUUCCCCGUCCCCCCCGCCGCCGCAGCCAUGGAGCUGGGCCGGGCCGGCCUGGCCUGGGCCGCCGCGCUGCUGCUGGCGGCGCUGGGGGCGCAGGCCGCGGCGGGGGACUUCGACCCGUACCGCGUGCUCGGGGUCGGCCGCAGCUCCAGCCAGGCCGACAUCAAGAAGGCCUACAAGCGGCUCGCCCGGGAGUGGCACCCUGACAAAAACAAGGACCCGGGAGCAGAGGACAAAUUCAUCCAGAUCAGCAAAGCUUACGAGAUCCUUUCCAACGAGGAGAAGAGGGCAAACUUUGAUCGCUACGGAGAUGCUGGGGAAAGCCAGGGCUACUCUCAGCACCAGCAUCGCCAGUUCCACCGCUUCCAUGAAGGAUUCUAUUUCGACGAGUCCUUCUUCCACUUCCCUUUCAACUCGGAGAGGCGCGACACCUCCGACGAGAAGUAUCUGCUCCACUUUUCCCACUACAUCAAUGAAAUUGUGCCGGAUAGCUUCAAGAAACCUUACCUCAUUAAAAUCACCUCGGACUGGUGCUUCAGCUGCAUCCACAUCGAGCCCGUGUGGAAGGAAGUUGCUCAGGAAUUGGAGGCACUGGGAGCAGGGAUCGGGGUCGUUCAUGCUGGGUACGAGAGGCGCCUCGCCCAUCACCUGGGUGCACACAGCACCCCCUCUCUGCUGGGGCUCAUCAACGGGAAAAUCACCUUCUUCCACAAUGCUGUGGUUCGGGAAAACCUGCGGCAGUUCGUGGAGAACCUCCUGCCCGGGAAUCUUGUGGAAAAGAUCACAGAUAAGAACUACAUCCACUUUCUGUCCAACUGGAAGAAAGAAAACAAGCCCCACGUCCUUCUGUUUGAUCACAUGCCAGUUGUGCCAUUAUUGUACAAGCUGACUGCCUUUGCCUACCGAGAUUACUUUUCCUUUGGUUACGUGUAUGUGGGACUCCGAGGCACUGAAGAGUUGUCCAGUCAGUACAACAUCAACGUCUACACCCCCACCAUGAUGAUCUUCAAGGAGCACAUUGACAAGCCCGCUGAUGUUGUACAGGCACGAGAUAUGAAGAAGCAGCUCAUUGAUGACUUCCUUUCGCAGAAUAAGUUCCUCAUGGUGGCCAGGCUCACCAACCAGAGGCUGUUCCAGGAGCUGUGUCCUGUGAAGAAGUCUCACCGUCAGCGAAAGCACUGCGUGGUCCUACUUACUGGAGAAGGAGAAAAGUUUGCUGAGGCUUAUGAAGCAUUUUUGACUUUUGCUGUGGCCAACACAAAAGACACACUGAAGUUUGUGCACAGCUACAAUGAUCGGCAGCCGGAAUUUGCAGAUGCCUUCUUGAUGGAUGAGGAGAAGUAUCGGGGAAAAUCAGCUGUGGUCAUUUUGGAGAGACGUAAUAACGCAGGGAAGGUGGCCUAUAAAACCCUGGAGGAGGCCUGGCAAGGCAGCAAAGAGGACAACUUCAUCCUCCUGGAUCUUCUGGACCAGCUGAGGACAGACCCCAACCUCCUCUCCUCAGAGACUGUCCUGGCAGACUUGAACGAUGAGCUGGCUCCCAUGUUCCUUAUCCGAUGGCUCUACUCCACACUGGACUAUCUCUCAGACUGCUGGGAUAGUUUGUUCCACAGUAACUGGCGAGAAAUGAUGCCGCUGCUGUCCCUGCUCUUCUCUGCGCUCUUCAUCCUCUUUGGCACUGUUAUUGUUCAGGCUUUCAGCGAUUCCAGCGACACAAGGGACAGUCCUCCCUCAGAGAAAGAAGAAACCGCAGCAAAGACCGAGAAGAACGAUGCGAGCUUCAGCAAAGAGAGUAACAGCAGGAUUCCCAAAAAGGGCUUUGUGGAGGUGACGGAGCUGACGGACAUCAACUACAACAGUAACUUGGUUCGCCUCAGGCCGGGUCACAUGAACGUGGUCUUGAUCCUGUCCAACUCAACCAAAACUGCCCUCCUUCAGAAGUUUGCCCUGGAAGUCUACACGUUCACAGGGAGCAGCUCUCUUCACUUCUCCUUCCUCAGCCUGGACAAGCACCGGGAGUGGCUGGAAUACCUGCUAGAGUUCGCCCAGGAUGUGGCCCCCAUUCCAAACCAGUACGACAAGCAUUUCCUGGAGCGCGACUAUACGGGCUACGUCCUGGCUCUCAACGGCCACAAGAAAUACUUCUGCCUUUUUAAACCUCACAGAUCAGGGGAUGAGGGGGGGUCACCUGAGGAUUACAAUUCCUCACUCCACGCAGAAGCCAGAGGGAAAUCCUCCUGCAGCCCAGGAUCUAGAUCCAUUAAAACCAAAUUACACAAAUUGUCCUUUUGGAUGGAACGCCUCCUCGAGGGUUCCUUACAGAGGUUCUAUAUCCCCUCGUGGCCAGCACUAGACUGAGGGAUCUUAAAGAGGUUCCAACAGACUUUUUAUGAAGACAACGAGGGACAGCUCUCUCCAGUGAUCCACAGCCAAGUGUGAUGAAUGGACCUUAGGGUUUAGAUGAACUCCUCCUAGGGCCACCGACUAGAACAUACCUCCCCACGUCCAGAGCCCAGGAGCACAGCCAAGUGCACUGAACCUCUCUCCACUAAGUCGGCGUGCAUUUGGACACCAUCCUACUGAAGAGCCAAGAAGUCCAUUUAUCCCCUUCUUGUCCCGGAUUAUCCCAGAUCCACCUCUCAUUUUACCUCGGAUGAAUUAAAACCCGCAAAGACUUCUUGGCCGCAGCGAUUCAGGCCGGACCGAACGCGGCUGGUGACACGGGCCAGGUUGUGGUUCUCUCUCCCCUUCCCCAUGUGCUUAGCCUGUGGUGCAUGGUGUAACACUGGCAAGACCCUGCAGACCCUCCUGGGCCCUGCCCUCCCAAAAGGCCUCCUCCCACCAGGCGGUCCUACUUUCUCAGCUUUCCAUGUGGUAAGUGAUGUAGAGUACGGUCGGGAGCAUCUCCCUCGUAGCAAACCUUUAGCUGGGACUCACCUGUGGUGUGUGGUGCAGGCUAGUAGGUGAUCUGCAUGUUUUCAUGCUCCUCCUUGUGUCAUAGUUCUGCGUGCUGCUUCACCAGCCAAACCCAACCUGGGGAGGGAAGGAAGGGGUUUUGCACGGCCAUACAGACUGUCCAAGUGUUGAGCCAUUUAAAUGUCACAUUGAUUUUUUUCAAUGCCUUUCUGCUUCUGUCGACUUUAGAUGAUGUAUCCCAGAGCCAUAACUUUACCUGCAUCUUCAGAUCGUAGGCAUGAGCUGCUAUGAGCCAGUAGAUGUGUAAAAGAAACUCUCCUUAGCUGCCAGGGAUUUGGGCCGGGCUCCUUCCAAACACUCCUAUGUCUGUAGCACAACCUGACCCAUCUUUGUGUCAAGGAACCUGCUCCUUUGACAGCUGUGUUCUUGAAAUAUUGCCCCAAAGUGCUGUAUCGUCAGACUGUCAUGUACGUGUGACGCUGCUUUUGGUUUACAUGUGGGUUUCAGACUCUUGCUUUCAGCCUUUCACAUUUCUUUCUUGCCACAAGCCUUUGUUCUUUACACCCCUGCUGCUGCCUUGGCUUCUUCUUAGGUUUGCAUGAGGGGGUUGGUGUCUUCUGGAAGUCACAGGGCUCUGUGAAGCCAGAGCAGCCGAAAACACAGGGUUUGGGUUAUGCUUUGCUCCGACAGCAGGAAAGAGCAGCCCUUGGUAAGGCAGAGGGAAGGUGAGCAGCAGCCUUGGUGCGACAGCGUCUGCUCCUCCCAGCAGCAUCCUUUUUCUUUGCAUCUGGGACUGAAAUUCAUGGUUCUGAGAUUGCAUAAAAUCCCAUGGGGUUUCCUCUUCCUUUCUAAUGCUCCAGGGCAGACGCUGUCCCCAGACAGCACCUCCUCCAGCUACCCCACAUGGUACCAAGUUGCUGUGGGGGCACAGAACUGCUAAAGCAAAGGGAUCUGAGUGGGGUGGCCUUUGCCAAAGGGCUCCAAACCUGAUGGUCGAGCCCUUGGUUCAGCACUGGUGUUAAUUAAAAGCUCACUCAGCCCUCACUGCCUUAGUUACCAUCUUGAGCAGCCCAUUAGUAGGAAUAACUCUGCCAGUCUCCAAGCUAGCUGCCAGUCUCAUAUGAAAUCCAGGAAUGCUCAAGUCAUUUUACUGCCAACACAGUGUAGUUGCUCAGCCUGGGAGGAGAGUGAUGUGCUUCAACCACCACAGGUAUCUCAAACCCCAUGUAUGAUGUACUUCCAAAUAAAGGCUAUGAUGCUGUGAUGCUACCAACUGACCCUAUGUGAGGUUACUUAAUCUGAGCUCAGCCGACUUGGCAGCUUGUGAAAGAGGCACUAAAGUAGAGGGAAGGAAGGACAGAAGGAAGAUGAGGGCUCCUCCCUGCUCAAGACUUCCAGUGCUGAUUGAAACACUGGCUUGAUGCUGAUAGACUUCAUUUGCAUCCAGGCAGAGCAGUCGUGCUUUUCCUGCAGCUUGCUGUGCUGGGAAUAGGUUUUAGCCAAGUGGAAGGCUCUGCACAACUUCUGAAAGCUUUGCAGAGAGCAAAACCCCCCUCUCUGGGUCUCUGCUGUCUCUUCAGCUGGUCAGAAACCAGGAGAAAUCCCUUGACACAUUAAAAGAAGUGCCUAGUGCUACAGCAAGGGAGCUCAGCCCUGCCCCAAGCCAGAAGAGAAGGCCACGAAGCCUUCAAAAUAACCUUCAUGUCCUUACGCCUGCUGGAAUCCUUUUUGGUCUCAUUUGCUUUUGAGCACAGGUAACCCCCCUUUUAGGCUGGGUUUGGUUGAAGGGGUGCUCGCAGCAGCCUGCCCUUGCUGGGUGGGAGCACAGCUCCUGGGUAGCCAUAAUUCUGCCCUUUGUGGCUUGUAACCGGGUCCAACAAACCCAGUUCAUGCCACUGGUUUAUGGACAAAACCUUCUUUCAUGGCCUGAAGCAAACUCCAACCUGUUGUAAACCCCUCGUGGAGUCAGUGUGGAGUGCUGGGUGCUUGCUUUGUGGUUGCAGAGCAUGGUCAGAGGCUGCUCACACCGAGCUCUGUCCACGUGUAUCGUAACACAUCACCCAUGGGAAGCACUUGGUGGUGGUUUGUAACCCAAAGAGUGAGGAAUUCAGUCCUAGAGCACUGUCAGAGUGAGCCCUGGGCAGUCACACACUGCACAGGGCUCCGAGGCUGUCACACAGCUCCUCCUGUACCCAGCGUGCGGGGCAGCAGCUCUGCCUCCCCUCUGCCCUGCACCCCCAGCCUGGUUCGCUGAAGGCAGCCUGAGAAGUAGGACUGAACCCAGGUACAUAUAUUUUGCACUUUUGAUACUGGGGAGGGGGGAAGGUGGGAAUUAACUUAUUUGGCAAACUUGUCUUUUUUUAUUUUGUGUUUUUGGGGGGUUUUGGUUGGUUUUUGUAUCUGUGACCAGGCACCGGCGCCGUUGCGGUUUAAGACGAUGACAGAUUCACAACCAAAAUAAACUAUUUUAAUGUGUGA